CAAGCGAUCUCCGCUACAGCCUCGCCCUGCCGCCGCCGCCUCCCGGGAGGCUGACGUUAUGCCUCGUCCACCGUCUGACAGGGAGACCCAGAAGCGAGAGAGAGAGAGAUGACGGUGAGGAUGAUGAAUGUGCUGAUGCUGGUUUGGUGCCUAGCUGCAGCAGCCGCAGCAGAGGGGGAGACGGCAGCCGUCGUCACAGAUGGUGAGCGGGCCGUCGUUGCCGAGUGCCACAGGGAAGGUGUCCGCCCCACACAACGACAACAGCCUUCCAAUGGUGUUUCCCGGGAAACAACUGGCUUGGUUCAACAAGACAUUGGUGACACCAUAAGUGCAGACAGAAAAACUGCUGAAUGCUUCAAGGGAAAAGUGAAAAAGAAGUUCAAAGAGCCUACAGUAGACACAAAAGCAUCUGAUGCUUACGGUGCUUGGAAAGAGAAGUCCUUGGGUAUGCUUGAGUCUGCAAAAAAGGUGGUCAAAGAUGUCCAUGCUAAGCUUUCUUGCAGGACAGUAGAUGCAGAACUGUUGAUAAAAAUGGCUGCAGGACAGGUGGUGCAAGGAAGUGAAAACCUUGCUGAGAGAGCAAAAGUUGUUGGCAAGAAGGUGGUUGAUAAUACAAAGACAGUUGGGGAAAUGGUGAUGGAAAAUACAUUGACCAAAGCCAAGAAGUUGAAGGGUAGCACACGGAAUGCUAUCACCAACAUAGUGGAAAGAACAGGCCCUAGUUUAUCAGAAAUAACACAGGAGAUGGCUCAUGAUCUAAAAGAGAAGGCUAUGAAUGCUUACAGCCAUGUAGAGAGGAAGCUUCAUCAGACGAAGGAGAAGGAUUGGAAUGCCAUCACAAAGAUUGUGGAAAAAAUGGACCCUAGUGUAUUGGGAAUAGCACAGGGGAUGGCUCAUGAUGUAAAAGAGAAGGCUAUGAAUGCUUACAGCUAUGUAGAGAGCAAGGUUCAUCAGGCAAAGGAGAAGGAUUGGUACGCUGAGAGAGCCAAAGUUGUUGGCAAGAAGGUGGUUGAUAAUACAAAGACAAUUGGGGAAAUGGUGAUGGAAAAUACAUUGACCAAAGCCAAGAAGUUGAAGGGUAGCACACUGGAUGCUAUUACCAACAUAGUGGAAAGAACAGGCCCUAGUUUAUCAGAAAUAACACAGGAGAUGGCUCAUGAUCUAAAAGAGAAGGCUAUGAAUGCUUACAACCAUGUAGAGAGGAAGCUUCAUCAGACGAAGGAGAAGGAUUGGAAUGCCAUCACAAAGAUUGUGGAAAAAAUGGACCCUAGUGUAUUGGGAAUAGCACAGGGGAUGGCCCAUGAUGUAAAAGAGAAGGCUAUGAAUGCUUACAGCUAUGUAGAGAGCAAGGUUCAUCAGGCAAAGGAGAAGGAUUGGUGUGCUCGCUCCCUGGCUGCUAGCAGGAGAAUAAUUGAUGAUACAAAAAUGAUUGGAAGAGAAGUGAUAGGGAGUGCCUUGGACAAAGCAAAGCAGGUGAAAGCUAGUGCUUUCAAUGACGUUGCAUACAUGGCAAAAAUUAUUGGAUCCAGUGUAUCAAAGACAGCACAAGGGAUGGCCCAUGAUGUGCAGAUGAAGACCAGGAAUGCUUACAGUCAUGUCGAGGAAAAGGUAAAGGAGGAACCUCAACAGACUAAGGAGCUCACAGGGGCCAGUGACAACCUUGCAGGGCAAAUGGUUCAUGAGAAGAAGGUUCAUGAGGCCACAUGCCAUGGAAAGGAUGCAACAGAUGAUGACAGAAGGGGAGACCUUUCCAAGGAGAUCACAGGGACCAGCGACAACCUUGCAGCGCUUAUGGUUCAUGAGGCCACAUGCCAUGGAAAGGAUGCAGCGGAUGAUAACGAAAGGGGAGACCUUUCCCAGAUAAUUCGGAAAGGUGUGGGCGUUAUGUAUGAUGCUGUGGCACAUGCUGUUACUUUAGAGAUGUUGAGCUUCUUGAUGAAUGUAUUACAUUCACUCGCAUUCUCAGUGGUCUCAGGAACAUGCUUCUGGGUUACGUUCAUAUCAAGCCAAGUCCUGUCAAGCACUUUGUCUAGGCAACAGUUUGAGUUGGUGCAAAGCAAGAUUUACCCAGUGUACUUACGAACAAUGGCUUGUGGUCUGGCUAUCUGUUUGGCCACUCAUCUAGCUAUCUGUAGAUGGGUAUCUGCAAGCCAAGCUCAUAAGCUUGGAGCAUACAACUUGCUGGCUUCACUUGUUUUUGUGCUUACAAAUGUUUGCGUGGGACCACAAACUGUCAAGGUGAUGCAUAAUAGACUGAAGUUGGAAAAGGAAGAAGGAAGCUGCCAUAAGUCCAACGUAGAUCAGGGUGAGCCUACUCUUUCCGCGGGUGCCACCAAUGUCACUGACGCUGCUGCGCAUAACACCUCAGCUACCAAAACAGCCGGCAAUGUCCCCACCACCACUACAUCAGUACAUACGGAGCAGGAGGUUGCAAAAUUGCGGUUAGUACAGAUGAACAGGCUGCUGAAGAAUCUGAAGAGCUGUUCAUCAGUUCUAAACGUGAUGUCUUUGAUGGGGCUCAUCUGGCAUCAAGUUCAUCUCUCCAAGCAAGUCAGCUGCUAGCACUUGGCAUGAAGUUGGAGGAAGAAGUGGGUAAAGGAUAACAGAAACUUCAGCAGUUUGUAACAACUAUCCUUCCUUCUUGAUGUCUCCCAUGGGGUUCAAGAUCACCUUAUAGCCCUGUCCCCAUCUGACGGCCGUCGCUCACCUUGGGGGCGCAUGGGGGCGAGUAUGUGUAUGGGACUCGAACAGAGAACCUGCUGCCUCGGUGGGGUUCACCUUGCAUCUCCCAUGAGCGACCCUUUUAACCUUUCAUAUCACCUGUCUUGACGAAAAGAACUUAACUAAUAACAGUAUAUCAGAUUAGCAUUUAGAUCAGAA
Nymphaea colorata (pocket water lily) is the source of this 2880-nucleotide messenger RNA. RefSeq lists its product as uncharacterized. NCBI's taxonomy places the organism in Eukaryota, Viridiplantae, Streptophyta, Magnoliopsida, Nymphaeales, Nymphaeaceae. The record is from RefSeq and is a predicted model, not a curated record. The transcript is spliced from 3 exons. Bases 109 to 2562 code for a protein of 817 amino acids.